Ectocarpus sp. CCAP 1310/34 is the source of this 2109-nucleotide messenger RNA. The record is from the annotation of a GenBank genome assembly. Lineage: Eukaryota; Phaeophyceae; Ectocarpales; Ectocarpaceae.
AUGAACAGAGCGAUACGCUCUUCCACACCCGCGUGCACAGGUUGUACCCGAGAAUAUCGAUACAGUGCAAGUGGCACUUCGGUAGGAGCAUCACUACUAAGACCGGACGAUGCCGGGCAGUCGGUAUGCUUCAACAAUUGUUCAGGGCAUGGGCGGUGUAUCGACUACACCUGCGAGUGCGACGCCGGCUACGACGGCGAUGAUUGCAGUUUUUGUUAUAUUGAUGGCGGUGACACCGUCCUGCCGAUUCUUAGCGUUGGCGAUGUCAAUCUGACGUCUUCGAACUUCCGGAAGACACUGCACGAUGCGGGGAGUCUUCUUGUGGUUGCGACAUCACCGUCAUGCCAUCGCUGCAUUCAUCUCGAGACGGAGUACCAGUCCGCGAGCGCUGAGUUACAGGGGAAAGGGGUGCGUUUCGGUCCUGCGUCGUCGACGAAUGCAUCUGGUACAUUUCAGCAGACCAUUGUUCUUGGGCGCGUUAAUGCUGACGCCGAGCUGGCCCUCCUUGGUCGAAUCUUGGGAGGAGUUGAAGCAGCUGCACAACAUCUCCCUGUCAUCCUUUUAUGGACGGAAACACGCAAGUCCAGAAAGGCUUUGCUGUACGACGGCGCGCACGAGCGGCAUGCUAUUGUUGAGUAUGUCCGCAAGCAACUGGAACCGCCCGCAAAAAGCCUUGCAACCAUCACGGCCGUGGAAAACUUUGUAAAAGGCCCUCAGUUUGGGGCCUUGGGUACGGCUCCCUCGGAAGCAGUGACGGCACGUCGAUCUGAUGAUUCCUACAUCCUUUCAAACUCUGUGCGAAACCUGGGGUGCUCACCGAAUCGGUCCAAGAUUGUGGGGUUCUUCUCUGGUGCCGGUGAAAUGGAGGAAAAUGAAUUGGAGGACUUCAUGGAAGCAGCAACCGACUUGAAGCCCAGGUCUGACGUGUACUUUGGUUUCGUGGACGACGAAGUGGUUUGCGGGCACUUCAAGAAGCUUGGAUGGAUACAGAGGGCAUCUGAGGCGGUUCUGACCAGGCCAGGACUGUCGCGGGCCCCAAGCCUGACCUUAUGGGCGAUCUUGGAGGACAACCUGUCAAUUCAAGAUUGGGUGGUCAGGGGUGAAAUGAGGCCGACCAGAUGCAUGAACAGGUCCUUCAUGCGACUCAUGCAGCCUGUCUUUGGCUGCCUGCAGGAAAGCCUUCCUUUGGUGGGUCGCUUAUCGAACGCAAACUUCGCGCAGUACGAGCGGACGCAUCUGCCGAUGCUCAUCAUGUUUCUCGAACUUCCUGGCAGCCGAGAGCGCCUCCCGCAAGUGGGUUUCAACACCAUGGACGGCAGGCAGAUUCCUUUUCCCGAAGACCUCCCCAUCAACCGCGAGACGCUGCUCCACUUCGCCGCCGCGUUCUUGAGCGGCCGACUGCAGUCGGCUCUCGACGCAAGAAAGGCCAUGGUUGUGUCUCGGCCGUUCAGCGCGCACAACACCGUGCGGCGGAAGGACAGACGUGGAACGCCGACCGAGGUUCGAGGGGUUUCGGAACAACUGAAGCCGAAAGAUGCGAUAACGCAGACGACGGGAAAGGUCAGGCUGCGUGCACAAGGCUCGCACAGGAGCUGGCGGGGUGUCGACAAAAAACAACUCGAAACGUUUGCUUCGGGCCAUAGUAUCACGCAAUCAUGCCUACUUGUGCUGCUGCUUGUCAUCCAGCGCGUGGGCGAACGGUUUCUGGAUCUGGACAUUCCUUCGGUCCUUAUAGCUGCGAUGGACGUGACUCUCGAAACGCCGCCCCCGGAGGUAGCCAUGACGUUGCCGCCCCUUCCUGCGAUCGUUCUUCUCCCGGGCGACGACAAGGAGGCACCGUUCAGCCCCCCGGAGAGGUUUCUUCCUGGCCGGUCUCCGGAUAUCACCCCACCUCUCCCCUUCUCCUCUCCGCGUGUGCCCAACGACUACAGAUUCUUUUCCGGCGUGGGCAAGGUAGGGCCGCUAAUGAGGUGGCUCCAGGAGCACUCGUCAACUCCGUUCGAGCUGCCGGCGCUCCCGCAUCUCUCCGAAGAAGACAAGCCGCUCUUUCGCAAGCAAGUGAGGGAGCGGCAACACCUGCUGAACGCAAGGGCUUCCCAGGAGUCGUGA